AUGUCCAACCACAUCAAAGAUGCCGCAAUCGCCGAGGCCAAAAGUGUUCGGGCAGCCUCCGAAGGCGUCCUCAAAUCCGGCGCAUAUCUGUAUCCGUUCAAGGGUAUAAUCUUCUUUGCAACUCACAAAGAUCUCUGGGGCCCAUUUACCGCACGGGCUGGACGAACCAUCAGUCUGGGCUUGGGUGUAACAUCGUUCAUGUUCUUUUUCACCUACGUUCCCCAGAUGGCCAUUAUGGCUUUCACUAGUGGUCCGAUUGCUGCUAUAUCCGCAGCAGUUCUUGUUCUCAGUGAAAGUGCGACUCUGACAAAUAUUUUCUCUCGAUCUUUCUUGUGUGAAGAUGCUCUGAUUGAUACGUUUGAUGGUACCCUUAUUGCCCGUCAGCAGGAGUCUCUCGUUGCGCAGGGACGUCAGGUUAAACCUCAAUCUGCAGGAAGAGAUGCAGUUGCAAGACUGGGGAAGCUUUUCUCGAAACCCUUUUCGAAAUUUAAGCCCCAGGUUCUGUUGCGCUCUUUGCUUUACUUACCCCUGAAUAUGAUUCCCGUUGUCGGAACCGUGCUGUACAUAGCCGUCCAGGGUAAGAGGGUUGGCCCGGGGCUACAUGCACGGUAUUUCCAGCUUAAAGGGUGGGACUCAGUGCAACGGGAAGAGUGGGUGGCCAAGAAUCGAGGCGCAUAUACUGGACUUGGCAUUGCUGCUUUUGCUCUGGAGAUGAUACCCUUUGCUUCCAUCAUUUUCUCAUUCACCAAUACCGUUGGUGCUUCCUUGUGGGCCGCAGAUCUCGAGAAGGCAUUAGAAUAG
This is a messenger RNA of Penicillium pulvis, 801 nucleotides long. RefSeq lists its product as uncharacterized. The record is from RefSeq and is a predicted model, not a curated record. NCBI's taxonomy places the organism in Eukaryota, Fungi, Ascomycota, Eurotiomycetes, Eurotiales, Aspergillaceae. Bases 1 to 801 code for a protein of 266 amino acids. The transcript has 3 exons. Gene Ontology annotation, cellular component: lipid droplet; prospore membrane; ascospore wall.